UGAAAAUGAACAAUUCGAAUCAGAUGAUACACAAGAAGAUGAUAAUAUAGAUGAUAGUAUGGAUAACAAAGAAAAUAGUGAUUUUACUUUUUAUAUACAAAACCUGAAAAUAUAUCAUGACAGAAGUCAUCCUUAA
This is a messenger RNA of Dentiscutata heterogama, 136 nucleotides long. The record is from the annotation of a GenBank genome assembly. Lineage: Eukaryota; Fungi; Glomeromycota; Glomeromycetes; Diversisporales; Gigasporaceae.